CUCAACUUUUUGUUACAGAACAGACCUGUAGUUUGGCAAGCCUGUGUUUCUGAUCUAAUUUAUAAUCUAGUCAUCAGUCAUUCGAAAAGUUGAAACAUGAAUCUGCGAGAACCGAAGAAGAAAAGGACGAGAUUGAGGCCACAAUUGCCAUUUCCCAUCCCACUGAACGAAACGCAGGAAUGGCCAGUGUACACGGCGCAUCUCACAGAUGUAGGAUCGUGUAUAGUUGAACCUGAAGAGAUGACUGCGGUGCAUUCAAUGGGGUUUUUUGGCAAGGGGUCGUUGUCGCGCAGUUAUCCAUCGUUUGGCAAAGCAAGGUACGGGGCACCGCCGGUUGUUCGAAACAGACAGUGGCUUUGCAGACAAAAAUGGCUCGAGGAAGUCAAAGAAUUGAACGCUACCGAUUACAAAGAUGCUAAAGCAACCGCUCAAUGCGAGGGAGGAAACAUCUCCUAUGAAGAGAACAUUGGCGACGUCGUCGAGAUUCCUUCCAAUUCUAUCGAAAACGGGAGUAAGCAAAGAAAUGAGACGAACGCGAAGAAUAUCGAGAUCGAUGAAGUCACUCUAGAUUCCGCGGAGGAGGACGAUAUAUGCGUAAUUAUCAAUAGGGACCCGGAUAAAUAUGAUAAUGCUGAAGGUUCACCAAACACUCACGAUGACAAAAACAAUUCCGAAGAGAAAAAAGAAGAAGAAGAACCGUGGAAAUUGAAUUGUUACGACUUCAAAAGCGACUGCAUGAACGAGGAUGACAAUCAGCAUGGAAAACUCUUGGUGUUGCCAGAUAGCGACUCGGACACCGAGAAUUAUUUGAAAAAUAUUAAACCGAGAAUCGAGAACGAGGGUUUCCCCGUUCGAGAGGCCCUGCAUCUCACAUUCGAAGAGACCUUUUUUCUCCUUUUUGGAUUAGGUUGCCUGCAAGUGAUCCACUUCGACGGUAGUCUGCUGGAUAUCAACAGAGCAUGGCUGUACUUUUGCAAGGAGAAGCCAGACUUUUUACAGAAAUAUGUAGUUUAUCAUUAUUACAGGAGCAAAGGUUGGGUGGUCAAGCCCGGUAUAAAAUACGGUGGCGAAUUUUUGCUUUAUAAAGAGGGACCACCUUUUUAUCAUGCAUCUUACAUCGUUAUAAUAGAAGUAGCAGACGCGGACUCUUUAGUUGUAGAUCCUACCAUGUCCUCGCGAUCUAUGACUUGGAACAAUUUAUUUGGAUUUGAAAGGCUGUCCGAGACGGCUGCUAAGGAAAUACUUUUGGCGCAAGUUUUAUGGCCGUCGUCGGUACCUCGGGAUAUCAGCGAAACUAGUCCCGAAAUACUUUCCGAAUUCACUGUGAGGGAAGUACUCUGGCGUCGAUGGAAUCCAAAACAGCAUCGGGAAGACGUUCCCACCGAAGAGGAGGACGAUUACUCGUGCUGAAGGAUUUUCUAAUUGUUUACAUACCUUAUCUUUGAAAUCUUUCUUACAAUAAUUGCGCAGUAAGUUAUUUUAUAUAUAAAUUGUUUAUUUUAUUAAUACUACAUAUGCCUGUACUUGGAACAAUUUGUUUGGAUUUGAAAGGCUGUCCGAGACGGCUGCUAAGGUAAACGUGCAUCUACUUAUUAAAUACGAUAGAUGUAACAGAUUUAGAGAGAACCGUAUAAUUGUUUUUAUUAAUAAGCUGUAUAUUUUGCAUUAAAACAUAGUUUGUCA
Molecule: messenger RNA, 1683 nt
Organism: Temnothorax curvispinosus
Lineage: Eukaryota; Metazoa; Arthropoda; Insecta; Hymenoptera; Formicidae
Gene: Tsen2
Product: tRNA-splicing endonuclease subunit Sen2
Exons: 6
Coding region: 97-1410 (437 amino acids)
Biological process (GO): tRNA-type intron splice site recognition and cleavage; tRNA splicing, via endonucleolytic cleavage and ligation
Cellular component (GO): tRNA-intron endonuclease complex
Molecular function (GO): tRNA-intron lyase activity; nucleic acid binding
Source: RefSeq, a predicted model, not a curated record